Molecule: messenger RNA, 1801 nt
Organism: Hibiscus syriacus
Lineage: Eukaryota; Viridiplantae; Streptophyta; Magnoliopsida; Malvales; Malvaceae
Product: glycylpeptide N-tetradecanoyltransferase 1-like
Exons: 2
Coding region: 300-1604 (434 amino acids)
Biological process (GO): N-terminal peptidyl-glycine N-myristoylation
Cellular component (GO): cytoplasm
Molecular function (GO): glycylpeptide N-tetradecanoyltransferase activity
Source: RefSeq, a predicted model, not a curated record
ACCAUUGACCAAGAUCGACGAGUUUCGGCAUUUUCAAAGCCGCUGUCUUGGAGAAAACCCUAAAGAUUCCCCCUUUGCCUAAAUAAAUCCGAGAAAAAUAAUAGUAAUUUAUCUAAUUAUUUGGCUUUGCAGAUCUGAUUUAAUAUUUUUCUCUUCUCGAAAUCUCCUCACAUUCCCUUGAAUCAGAAUCUGCUGAAGUUUUGUCCUUUGAAACCGAGUAUAUAUUGAGAAAAUAGCUGAGACAUUCAAGCCAUCUUCUGGGUAUAUUAGAAGUUGCUGAAAUUAAUUUAUUCCCUGAAAUGACCGAGAACAAUUCACCACCUGGCUCUCCCAAAGGAAACCCAGAGCAUACUUCUGAGGCUAACCCAUUGCCCAAAGAUGAUAGCUCACUCGAAAACAUAGUUCGGAGGUUUCAGGAUUCCAUGUCCUUAUCCAAGAGACACAAGUUUUGGGAAACUCAGCCUGUUGGUCAAUUUAAGGAUGUUGGGGACACGAGUUUACCUGAAGGCCCGAUCGAGCCGCCGACCCCAUUGUCUGAAGUCAAACAGGAACCUUAUAACCUUCCGAGUCAAUACGAAUGGACGACUUGCAAUAUGGAUUCCGAAGAGACUUGUAACGAGGUUUAUAAUCUCUUGAAGAACAAUUAUGUGGAGGACGAUGAGAAUAUGUUUAGGUUCAACUAUUCCAAGGAGUUUCUCAGGUGGGCUUUGCGUCCUCCUGGUUAUUACAAGAGCUGGCAUAUUGGGGUCCGUGCCAAGACGUCGAAGAAGCUUGUUGCCUUUAUUACUGGUGUCCCUGCAAGAAUAAGGGUGCGUGAUGAAGUUGUGAAGAUGGCAGAGAUCAACUUCUUAUGUGUUCAUAAGAAGCUGAGAUCAAAGAGACUGGCGCCAGUGAUGAUUAAGGAGGUUACUAGGAGAGUUCAUUUGGAGAAUAUUUGGCAAGCAGCUUAUACCGCCGGAGUUGUUCUUCCGACACCAAUUACUACUUGCCAGUACUGGCAUAGGUCGUUGAACCCUAAGAAGCUUAUUGAUGUUGGCUUUUCUAGACUUGGGCCUAGGAUGACCAUGAGCCGGACCAUUAAACUCUACAAGUUACCCGAUCAACCUGUCACCCCUGGAUUCAGAAAAAUGGAGCUUCGUGAUGUCCCUGCUGUCACUAGGUUGCUUAGACAAUACUUGAGCCAGUUUGUUGUUUCUCCGGACUUUGACGAGAACGACGUGGAGCACUGGCUUCUUCCUACUGAAGAUGUCAUCGACAGUUACGUGGUUGAGAGCCCUAAGACACAUGACUUAACAGACUUCUACAGUUUCUACACUCUUUCCUCAUCCAUUCUUGGCAACCAGAACUAUUCUAUUUUGAAAGCUGCCUACUCUUACUACAAUGUAUCCACCAAGACUCCACUUCUUCAGCUGAUGAAUGAUGCACUUAUUGUUGCUAAAAAGAAGGAUUUCGAUGUUUUCAACACACCGGAUGCCAUGCAUAACGAGUCUUUCCUCAAAGAAUUAAAAUUCGGUCCGGGUGAUGGACAACUCCACUACUACCUAUAUAAUUACAGGAUACGAAACGCCUUGAGAACAUCGGAGCUAGGUCUUGUACUCUUAUAGGUUGGCAUGUUUUAGCUUUGGUCCUGCAGUCAUGUCUGGAUUUCAUCAUAUUUCUUGUUCCACUGCAUAUCCACAACCAAGUAUCUGGUUUGCAGUGCAUGAAAGAGCAGCCUUUAUUGUAUUGGCAAAGGCAAUAUUGUUCCAUGGACACCAAUAAUGUUAAGAUUAUGCAUGUGGUUUGUUUCUUAGUUUUUACA